Messenger RNA from Aspergillus versicolor CBS 583.65, 2178 nucleotides. Its product is annotated as cytochrome P450. Lineage: Eukaryota; Fungi; Ascomycota; Eurotiomycetes; Eurotiales; Aspergillaceae. The coding region runs from base 150 to 1775 and encodes 541 amino acids. The record is from RefSeq and is a predicted model, not a curated record. The transcript has 2 exons. Gene Ontology annotation, molecular function: iron ion binding; oxidoreductase activity, acting on paired donors, with incorporation or reduction of molecular oxygen; monooxygenase activity.
CGCAGCUAUUGGCUUCUGCUGCAUGAAGCCACCCCCAUCCACCGUUCGUCCCAGCACAGCAGCUGCGUACUUAAAUUAGCCAUCUGGUCCAACUCCCCCCGUCCCUGUCCUGCAUGCAAUCCCAAUUGCAGCAGUUCUCACCUGCAACAAUGGCCGGAAUUGCGACCUAUCUUCUCGGUGCCCUCAGCGCCUUUGUGAUUGCCCGCUUGGUCCUCUCACUGCUCAAACAACCCUCCCUCCCACUGCCCCCCGGCCCCAAACCCGCUCCCCUCAUCGGAAACAUCCACCAGCUCCCCAAGAGUCUGCAGUGGCUGGAACUCUACCACUGGAGCAAGAAAUAUGGCCCCGUUAUGCACCUCAGCAUGGGCGGACAGCCACUCGUCAUCCUCUCCACAUACAAGGCCGCACACGACCUCCUCAACCGGCGCAGCGCACGCUACUCGGACCGCCCGCGCAUGGUCAUGGCCGGCGAGCUCGUCACUAGGGGCAUGCACAUGCUGCUGCGCCAGUACAACGACCAGUAUCGGCUGCAUCAGAAGAUGGAGGCCCCGCUGCUGACCCUGCGCGCUGCAAGCAACUACCGGCCUCUGCAGGACCUCGAGUCCCAGCAGCUGCUGUGGGAUGUGCUGGGCGAGUGGGAUAAGUACGGCGAGAAGGGCGUGGACUUUCACCACCACUUUGAGCGGGCCAUGGCUAGUACGAUCUACUGCUUGAACUAUGGGUACCGGCUGCAAACGGGGUAUGAGCAGGAGCUGUUAGAUGGGAAGCGCGUGCAGGCGGAGUUUGCGCGUACGGGACAGGUCGGCGCAUAUAUAGUCGACUCGUUCCCGUCGCUGAAUUAUCUUCCUAGGUUUCUGGCGCCGUGGAAGAGGGAGGCAGAGGAGCUGUUUGAGCUGGAAAGACAGCUGCAUGUUGGGAACUUGAAGAAGGGGCUGCGAAAUCGGCGGUGGAACUUCACCAAGCAUAUGAAGGACUCGCCCGAGGCGGUGGAUAUGCCGGAGGUAGAGCUUGCCUUUGAUCUGGGGAUUCUGGCUGAUGCGGGCUUGGAUACGUCGACUGUUGCGCUGGACUGGUUCAUCGUUGCUUGGAUUACUUCGGGCUCACGAUGGGUCAAGAAGGCGCAGCAGCUGCUGGACGAGGUCGUUGGGAAAGACCGUCUGCCUAGCUUCGAGGACCGUCCCAAGCUGGCCUAUAUUGAUGCAAUUGCGAGCGAAACUCUCCGCUGGCGCCCGGUCGUCGUACAAGGCGUACCACACGCCACCAAAGUCGACGACGAGUACAUGGGCUAUCAUAUCCCGGCCAACUCGACCGUCCUGCCCAAUGCCUUUGCCAUAACCCGCGACGAGGAAGUCUUCGGCGAGGACGUCAACAGCUUCAUCCCCGACCGGUGGCUCGCCGAGCCCAGCGACAAAGAGCACAUCGACAUCUGCGGGUUCAACACCACAGCCUUGAAAGACCUGCCGCAUAUUGGAUUUGGAUUCGGGCGCAGAAUCUGUACGGGGCGUCUCAUCGCGCGCAACCAGCUCUUCAUCCAGAUGGCGCGCAUGCUGUGGGCGUUUGAUGUCGAGGCUGGGGUUGUUGACGAGGCUACGGGUUCCAGACACAAUGUUCAUGACAUGGACUGUACUGAGGGCUUUGUGACACUGCCCAAGCCGUUUAGGUCUGUGAUGAGGCCGAGGGGGGAGUGGGUGCGAGAUGUUAUCUUGCAGGCUGGCACCACGCAUGAGCUGGACCAUUCGGCUAUUCUAGAGGCGGCCAAGAUUGAGCGGACAUAAUAUGAAUUGGCUAAUGAUUGGAAUUAUAUCGUACUGUUAUACUUCAACCAGUGUCAGACAUUGUACUUUUGUAUUGGCUUCAUGACCCAAACCAAGGUCUCCCCCCCCUUUGCCAAGGACUGCAAUAAAUACUGCCCAGCAGAGUCCCUCGACAACGAUCCAACGGGUACAGAAUCAAGUUGUCGAUUUUGAAUUUUCACUAAGGGAUGCGUGAAGUGGAGCUGGGAGGCUGCGGCUGCGGCUUAUGGACCUGUAAUUUCCGUCCCGUCGUGCGAUGGCUGUCAGCCACAAUAUUAUUAUUGAGACGUAUCAGACGAGACUAUUCUCCGUAUUCCUGGUUAGGGAUCCGGCGCUUGGACUGGCUUGCUGGCUUCGGGUUAUAGGGGUGGGUGUCCAGUCUCAU